This is a messenger RNA of Symphalangus syndactylus (siamang), 2684 nucleotides long. It is a transcript of the gene SHISA9, whose product is annotated as shisa family member 9. Gene Ontology annotation, biological process: regulation of AMPA receptor activity; regulation of short-term neuronal synaptic plasticity. The record is from RefSeq and is a predicted model, not a curated record. NCBI's taxonomy places the organism in Eukaryota, Metazoa, Chordata, Mammalia, Primates, Hylobatidae. Gene Ontology annotation, cellular component: postsynaptic membrane; postsynaptic density; AMPA glutamate receptor complex.
UCGCUCUCUCCAGCGCACUUGGCGAGCUGAAGAGGUGAGAGGGAUACUGCGAGAGGGCUCGGGGCGGCCAGUCCGGGGCUGCCGGCCAAGGCUAGGCGCUGCCAGCCCGAUUCUCCUCUGCUUUCCACCCCCGCCUCACCCAGUGGCCGGCCGGACCUGCACCCCGCGCUUGCCCCCGCUCAUCCUCCCCCCGCCCGGCCAGGCGCGCUCCUCCCCGGCCGGCCCCUCGGCGCGCGGCGCGCUGGAGGCGAACGCGGGCUGAGGGGAGCGCAGUGGCCGCAGACCACCGAGCGCCCCGCGCCGCUCCCUGCAUGUGCGGCCCGCGGCGGCUCGCAGUCCCCGGCAGCAGCCUCGGCAGCUUCGGCCGCGCCUCGAGAGGCGGCCGCAGCGGCUCCAGCGGCGGCCAAGCGGCCGAGCUCGGGCUGGGAGACACCAUGCGCCGCGUCCUCCGGCUGCUCCUCGGUUGCUUCCUCACCGAGCUGUGCGCCCGCGUGUGCCGGGCGCAGGAGCGAGCGGGGCACGGGCAGCUGGCGCAACUGGGCGGCGUGUUGCUGCUGGCGGGGGGCAACCGCUCCGGGGCCGCCUCCGGAGAGGCCAGCGAGGGCGCCGAGGCAUCGGACGCGCCCCCGACCCGGGCGCCCACGCCAGACUUCUGCCGGGGCUACUUCGAUGUCAUGGGCCAGUGGGACCCGCCGUUCAACUGCAGCUCGGGCGACUUCAUCUUCUGCUGCGGGACUUGUGGCUUCCGGUUCUGCUGCACGUUUAAGAAGCGGCGACUGAACCAAAGCACCUGCACCAACUACGACACGCCGCUCUGGCUCAACACCGGCAAGCCCCCUGCUCGCAAGGACGACCCCUUGCAUGACCCCACCAAGGACAAGACCAACCUGAUCGUCUACAUCAUCUGCGGGGUGGUGGCCGUCAUGGUGCUCGUGGGCAUCUUCACCAAGCUGGGGCUGGAGAAAGCGCACCGGCCCCAAAGGGAGCACAUGUCCAGGGCCCUUGCGGAUGUCAUGAGGCCACAGGGCCACUGCAACACUGAUCACAUGGAGAGAGACCUAAACAUUGUUGUCCACGUCCAGCAUUAUGAGAACAUGGACACGAGAACCCCCAUAAAUAAUCUUCAUGCCACCCAGAUGAACAACGCAGUGCCCACCUCUCCUCUGCUCCAGCAGAUGGGCCAUCCACAUUCGUACCCAAACCUGGGCCAGAUCUCCAACCCCUAUGAACAGCAGCCACCAGGAAAAGAGCUCAACAAGUACGCCUCCUUAAAGGCAGUCGGAAGUUCUGAUGGUGACUGGGCAAUAUCGACACUUAAGUCACCAAAAGCUGACAAGGUCAAUGACGACUUCUACACCAAGCGACGGCACCUGGCUGAGCUGGCUGCCAAGGGGAACUUACCUCUGCACCCCAUAAGAGUUGAGGACGAGCCCCGGGCCUUCAGCCCUGAGCACGGUCCUGCCAAGCAGAAUGGACAGAAGUCCCGCACCAACAAGAUGCCCCCACAUCCCCUGGCCUACAACUCCACCACCAACUUUAAGGGCUGGGACCCCAACGAGCAGUCCCUCCGGCGGCAGGCUUACAGCAACAAGGGCAAGCUUGGCACGGCCGAGACAGGCUCCAGCGACCCCUUGGGAACUCGCCCCCAGCACUACCCACCCCCACAGCCAUACUUCAUCACCAACAGCAAAACAGAAGUGACUGUCUGAGCUUUCACCACAGGGAGCACCCUGGAGACCACACUCAACUGAGAGAGGCAAAAAACAACCCCGCCCACACCUUCCCCAUUCUCCCCUAAUACAUGCGUCCACACACUCACUCUCGACAAGAACCAACUCUAAACCUACUGGGGACACAGAGUCACGCUUUUCCUAGGUCAUGCCUAUAACGUGUCGGCGGGCAGCUGAGAAAGACCGAAGCAUGGACAUUCAGCAAUAUAGCAAAGGGGAAAAUGAGGCACACUCUUUCCACUUCAGGCCCAAGAUGGCCAAAUCACAUGCCCAAACCGUGGGGCUGAGUUUUCUUUUCCUCCUAACUUGAAACUGAAAUCCAUGAUGACAAAAUAUAAAAGUAGCACAAUUUAGAGAAAUUGUCCAUUUGAGCACAUACACUACUUGCCACGUGCUGUCUGUUUCUAGGUUCGAAAGCCAGGGUGGAAAUGGGGGUAGAGAAUGAGGGAGGACACAACAGAAGAGUGCAUUCUGGAAGAGGAGUUGUUCUGGGAGGAAUUUGCCUACGUUAGAAGCAUUUUUUCUAAUUCCAAGAAGUGGUGUCGUGGACGUAAAAUUUUGACGAGCGUGAAACAGUAACUGGACCCCAACCAUUCUAUUUAUAGUACUUUUCAUACCAUCCAUGUUGAAAGCAAAAAACAACACACCCUCAAACUCACAAAAAGUAAAUAGACCCUGAACCCACCGACAAUGAUGGGAAGGAAAAAAACAAAAACAAAAAACAUUUUAGAGAACUCCCAUAAGGACCAUGACAGUAGAAAUGGGAGGGAUGGGCUUUUAUGGAGAGGGUCCGGACAGUAUCAAAUAACUUUUUAAAAAGAGAAUUAAAAUAUAAGCCCACUACAAAACAGAUAAAAACGGCAAAUUAGGUUUUUUUUUUUUCCAAGAUCUUGAAGACUUGUUGUUGACAUUAACAACAACAAAUCUACAGCUGGAAAAGUCCACAGGAGAUCA